AUGGUCAUCAUCAGCCGUCUCAAGCAUGCCUUCAGACGUGCUCUCUAUCAUCUAGCCUGCCAUGAUUUGCGUCGACUCUACCAUCUGCUCUCGAACUAUGGCCUGGACUGGCUGGUUCCGAGCCUGAGCCCAAUUGUCCCCCUACAAGAUCGACUGCCAUACCGUUAUCAUGGUCUCGAGAGCCCUACCCAUAUCCGUGUCCUUGAACUGCUACCUCCUUCUAACCCCGAAGAUGUACUUUGUUUCAAGGUCCAUCAUGCAGACCUCAAUGCCCAGACCGUCAGCUACACUGCCAUCUCCCAUGUCUGGGGAGACCGCACCGUGCCACAGGACAGGCUCGUCGAGUGUGACGGACUUCGAGCCUACGUCCCGCCCGGUCUCCAUUCGGCACUGCGCAGAAUCCGAGCCAGGGCCAGUGCCAGUGGUGACAGUGCCGGUGCCAGCCAAUUUAUUUGGGCGGAUGCUCUGUCCAUUGACCAGGCGGACAGCGACGCCGGGCGAAGCGAGAAAGCGCUUCAAGUUCGGAUGAUGGAUCGAAUUUUCGGCCGGGCUGAGGAAGUGGUCAUCUACCUGGGCGAGUUGGACGACGGGGAUUUGCCACAUCUUUCCACGCUCGACCGAUACCAGGCCAUUCCCGACGAGGUCUGGGACCGGGUCAACAUGAGAGACGUGCAAUCCAGCAUCGGGGACAGCGUUGCGUUGUUGCCCGGCUUGGAUUUGCCCACGUCCGACUCUCCAUUCUGGCCCUUCCUUCAACGCUUCAUCGGCCGACCAUGGUUCACCCGGGUCUGGAUCAUCCAAGAGUACGCACUAUCUCGAGCCCCGAAGUUCAUGAUCGGUGACCAUUUGCGCGACGUGGACUUCCUCCCAGCAGGCAUCGCCCGUGCCGCGCAGCAUCUGGGCGUGCUGUACUUGCACGACCGAUUCUACAGCCCGACACUCCAGCUGGACGGGCUGAUCGGCGACGCGUUCUGGUACGUGCUGCGCAAACAUCAUGCCAUCCAUCGCAUCUACAGUGCGAGGAGCCAGGCUGGCUUUGGGAGGAGUCUGUGCGAGCUGCUGGAUGCCACCACCAACUUCUUCGACGCCACCGACGCGCGCGACAAGGUCUACGCUCUCCUCGGCCUCAGCAGCGACGACAACGUCAAGGAAGAUCUCCCCGUCGACUAUGAAGAGGAGGAGCGGGAGCUCGCCCUCCGCGUCAGCCAGUAUCUCAGCCGCCGCGGAUUUGGCAUCUACCCGCUGUACCAUUGUGUCGGGGUGCGCAACGACCGCUCCGUUUCGUGGGCCCUGAACCUCACCAGCCCGGGCGAGGGCCUCGGCGACCUGAUCGGCCCGUCCGGCCACACGAGCGGGCGGGUGUUCGACGCGUGCGGCGAGGCUCUCUUUGUGCGCAAGUCGGCCGACCUCCCGCUCGGCAAAUACACGGUGCGCGGCUGGAUUGUGGACGAGCUCUCGGCCACGGCCAUGACUGACAGCCUGCCCUACGACACGGAAUUGAAGCACCCUCGCGACAUCGAAGCCUACGCUGUAUGGCAGGGCCGCGCGCUGCGCUGGAUGCUCGACGUCGCCGCCACGCAGCCCGUGCCGCCGGCCGACUUCACCAAGAUCUGCUGGCGUACCGUCGUCGCCGACCUGGUCAUGGCCACGGGCCGCGAGGGCCACGGCUACCGACGCCUGCGCGACUGGCUGCACGGCGCUCGUUGCAUCGACACCGUCGACGCCGUCGUCCGCCUUGCCUACGACAAGUGGACCGGCGCCCUGCCGCCGGAGCACACCGUGCCGCUGGACCCCGUCCAGUUGAGUCAUAUGCGCGUCUACGGCGAGAGCAUGGCCCACGCCCUCGGCCGCAAGCUUGCCCUGACCCGCCAGAAUCGCUUGCCUUGCAUGGCUCCUUCACAUGCAACCACCGGUGACUUGGUCGUCGUCAUCCAAGGCUGCGAGAUCCCCUUUAUACUGAGACGCAGAACAGGUCCAGGCCCAGGCCCAGGGACAGGGACAAGCACCACGUCGACCCCCGACGUCCAAGGCUGCAGUCCACACGACCACGACCACGACCAACACCAACACCAACACCAACACCAACACCUAGGUGGCAGGCAGGAACCAACCGAGACUUUCCGCAUCGUGGGCUGCGCGUACGUCCAUGGAAUCAUGGACGGCGAGACGGUCGAGGGCGCCGACGUUCGAGAUUUGGAGAUUUGCUAG
Molecule: messenger RNA, 2208 nt
Organism: Capronia epimyces CBS 606.96
Lineage: Eukaryota; Fungi; Ascomycota; Eurotiomycetes; Chaetothyriales; Herpotrichiellaceae
Exons: 1
Coding region: 1-2208 (735 amino acids)
Source: RefSeq, a predicted model, not a curated record